Molecule: messenger RNA, 2669 nt
Organism: Aphidius gifuensis
Lineage: Eukaryota; Metazoa; Arthropoda; Insecta; Hymenoptera; Braconidae
Gene: ohgt
Product: protein cereblon
Exons: 6
Coding region: 237-1823 (528 amino acids)
Source: RefSeq, a predicted model, not a curated record
UAUUGUAAACUAGCCUAUAUUUAUUGCGACACACCAAAAAAAAAAACAAAAAAAAGAAUAAAAGUAAUUGCUAGAUGUUAAAAUAAACAUUUGCUAGCUGGUAUUUAUAUUUACAAAUAAAAUCUUCAAUAAACAUUAUUAACAACAAAGAAAGAAAAAAAAAACAACAACAACAACAACAACAAUAACAAGCUUUAAAAAAAUAAACAAAAAGAAUAAAAAAAUAAUAAACAGUGAUGGAGGAUGAAAAUCCUAUCAGAUUGAUGGAUGCUAUAAUUAUUGCUCAAGGUAAUAUUCCUAGCGACGAUGAUUAUAAUAAUCUUGAAGAAGAAGAAGAAGGAGAAGAAGAUGAUAAUGAUAAUUACGUAACUGAUGCAUUAUCAAAUGAAAAUGAUGACAACGGAGAUGCCAUCAGGGUGAUAAACGCUAUGAUUGUUGUUCAUAAUAAUGUUGAUGAUGAAGAAGAAAGAGAAGAUGAUAAUAAUGACGAAGGUGUUGAUGAUCGUGAUAAUUACGUAGCUGAUGAAGAUGAUGACGACGAAGACAAUGAAAAUCAUCCAGAUACCAAUGAAAUUGAUUCUGUUGAAAUUAUACCCGACAACACAUUUGACAUGACAUUAUCAACAUCACACUCUUAUUUAGGAAAUGAUCUUGAAGUGUUACGUGGUCGUACACUUCUUGAUAAUGGCAUUUACAUGGAUCUUCCACUUUUAGCUGAUAACACAGUUAUUUUAUUUCCUGGUCAAACACUUCCAAUGAUGGUUAAAUAUGAUGCUCGAACAAUUGACAUGAUACGUAAAUGUAUGCUUAAAGAACGUACAUUUGGUGUUGCUUCAUUUAAUUAUGACAAAGGUUUACCAAUUGGUACAACUGCUGAAAUUUAUGAAUAUUCAGAGAGUCAACGAGGCGAAGGAGUUAAAAUGAAAGCUAAAGGUCGACAAAGAUUUAAAAUACUUAAAAUAAGAGCAGGAGGUGGAAGAUUUUCAGCUGAUGUUAAAAUUUUACCAGAAAUUGAAUUAGGUCCACCAUUUUUUGAGGAUCGUUUAAAAUCACUUGAUUGUUUACGAAUAAUUCCGACUAAUGAUAUUGAAGCUAAAAAACAAAAUAUUGUCACAAAAAGAGAAUCAAUAUUAACACCAUGGCCAGCUUGGGUUUAUCAUAACUAUGAUGCACGAAGAUUAGUUAUUAAAAUUCAUAAUUAUCUUCGUUUUGUACGAUCAAGAGGAAGUAAUAUUCCAACAGAUCCAAUUGAAUUAUCAUAUUGGGUUGCUCAAAAUGUCAUUGUCAAAGAUGAAACAAAAAAAAAAUUACUUAAAUUUGAUUGUGCAAUAAAUAGACUCCAAAAAGAAUCAAAAAUACUUGAAAAAUUAUUUGAAAAAUUAUUUGUAUGUAUUAAAUGUCGUAGUAAAAUUGGUAAACAAUGUGAUGUAUUUCCAAUGAAUAUGGAAGGUCCACAAUCAGCAUACUGUAAUCCUCAUGGUGCAAUUCAUGAAACAGUUACACUUUACAAAGCAACAAAUAUUGUACUAAGAAGAGAACCACCAUCAAUUGAAUGCAGUUGGUUUCCUGGAUACGCCUGGACAAUAGCAUGUUGUUCAACAUGUGGUGAUCACAAAGGAUGGAAAUUUACUGCAACAGAAUCACAUCAAAGACCAAAAUAUUUUUGGGGUCUUACUAGAGCUUCUCUUGUUUGGCAAAAUCCACCAAGAAAAAAGAAAAAAAAUAAUCAUGAUGAUGAUGUUGAUGAUGUCGAUGAUGAUGAUGAAAAAGAAUAUGACUCUGAUGAUUCUGCUUUUGAUGAAAAUAAUACUGAUAAUAAUUGAUUAUUCUUAAUAAUAUAUUUGUUUAAUUUUUGGUUACUUAAUAUCAUUUAUUUAGGAUUAAUAAAUAAUAACAAUAAAAAUAAUUUUAAUUUUAUAAAUUUAAUAAUUAUUUAAAAUAAUUCAUGACAAUAUUUUAUCCAAUUUUGUAUUUUAAUUAUUAUUAUCAAUACGAUAUACACAUUAAUUAACUUAUCAAGCUUUAUACAUUUGUCUAUUUAUUUAUUUAUUUAUUUAUUUUCAAUAAUCACGUUCAGUCAAUUAUUUAUUAAUUUUUUUAAUUUUCAUUUGUCAUUAAUUUGCAUGCACUCUCAUAUUUUAUUAUCAUAUAAAUUCUUAAAUUAAUUUCAUAUGAAAAUGUUUACAUUAAUUAUUUAUAAUUAUAUAUACAAAUCGUUUUUUUUUUUUUUUAAAUUUUUUUAAUAACGAUUUUAUAUAAAUGAACUUGAUUUUUAUUAUUUUUGAUAAUGGACCACAUUUUUGACUUUAAUCUCAUUUUGUGUAUUUACUAUUUUUAUUAACUAUUUUAUGAUUUUUUUAAUAUUUAUUUUAACUUCAUGAUGAUUUUGUAAAUUUGAAAAAAAUAACAGGCAACCAUUUGGCUCGUCUAGCAAUUCCUUUUCAAUUUAUUUUAGACAAUGGACGAUAAAAUCAACAUGAUUAUUACAAAAAAAAAAAAAAAAUCAUUAAACAAAAAAAAAGUGGCAGUGAUUUUUGUUUUGUCAAGUCCAUACUUAAAUAAUUAGUAUAAAAAAGAAAAUAAAUUGAAAAUGUUUAUAUUUAAGUUGGAUAACAGCAUGUUUAUAAACCGCCGGAAUAAUUAUUUAAUUAACACACAUAUACUGUACA